AUCCGGUGUCCAUAUUCCGGUGUCCAUAUUCCCGUCAUCCGGUGUCCAUAUUCCCGUCAUCCGGUGUCCAUAUUCCCGUCAUCCGGUGUCCAUAUUCCCAUCAUCCGGUGUCCAUUUUCCGGUAUUCCGGUGUCCAUAUUCCGGUAUUCCGGUGUCCAUAUUCCCAUCAUCCGGUGUCCAUAUUCCCCUCAUCCGGUGUCCAUUUUCCGGUAUUCCGGUGUCCAUAUUCCGGUGUCCAUAUUCCGGUAUUCCGGUGUCCAUAUUCCGGUAUUCCGGUGUCCAUAUUCCGGUGUCCAUGUUUUGUCCGGGGUUAUUCUCCGGCAUUGUGGAAUUUUCUAUAGAAGGUGAUAUUUGUCAUGCAGGGUACAGAAUGUCCUCCUCCUCCUCCUCGCACCUCCCUGUGACCUCCUGCUCAGCACUCCGUCCCGUAUAAGAAGGUCCGGAGAGUCCGGCGGGGAGAGCCAAGGAUGGAGUCUCAGCCUCUUCUCCCGGCGCCCCCCUCGGAGCAGGAUUCGGAGUUCUGGGUGCGUCUCCGGCGGAGACUCGUACUCUUAUUCUGGGUCUCUUAUGCUGUGAUGUGCGCAGUCGCCGUUGUGCUGGUGAUGCGAUCCUACGAGGCUCCGCCCACUAAUUCCUGGUACCAACGCCGCGUCCUCUGCUCCUACCUGGACCUUCCCGAGGGAAACCACACCGAUCUCAGGCGGUCCAUACGAGGAGCUUCACUCCUGGGGUGCGGAGGUGUCCUCCUGAGGAUGGCGGAUAUGAGGAGCAGCGCGCGAAACCUGGUGACCGAGGGCCACAAAUACGAUAUUCGGAUUUUGUUGGACUUUGUUCUAUCAGAGGAAACCAACAGGAGCCAGGAGCAGACAGUGAAGGAUGCGGUGAGGCGGUGGAUCCAGGACGGGGUCUCGGGGUUCAGCCUGUCCGGGGGGCACAGAGAGGCCCUGAUGACGGUGGUGGAAAGUCUGGAGGAGGAGCUGGAUGGUGUCAGGGGAGAUGAAAGGAUCGUUCUGCUCCCCGAUUGGCUGGGUGAGGAGGCCGCCAUCAACAAGUCCCGCUUCCUGCGCACCCGUCCCGUACGUGACUGGAAGCCAUGGGAGGCCAACCAGAGUUCAGAGGUCAUGAAAACCGCGUGGGAGGUGUCAUACCUGACCGCUCCGGAACUGCAAUUUAUGGCGGUCACCUUACCGGGAACCAUCAAGCUGUCCCUCAGCCAGACACACCCGCCACCCUCCUGGCUCCGCCCUCUGCUCCUCCUGCGCCACCAGAACCCCGCCCUCUACGCCGGGUGGCUACAAACUCUGUCUGAAAACUCCACCCAUAACGUCCUGAGCCACUGGGGCUGCUCCACCCUCUUAAUCGCCAUCAAUCCAUCCAACCAAUCCCAGGUCUUCCCCUUGCACCUCCCGAACUACACCGCCUCAGCGAAACUCCUCUUCUCCACCCAGCGGGGCCACAAUGGAGGAAAGAUGGCAGAAGACGGGGUGCUGCUGGCACCGAGAGAGGCCCAACUACUCCGCCUGACACCGCAAAAGUGAGAAAAUGGAACUGUGCCAACCUCACCCCACACUGUGCCAACCUCACCCCACACCGUGCCAACCUCACCCCAGAACGUGCCAACCUCACCCCACACUGUGCCAACCUCACCCCACACUGUGCCAACCUCACCCCAAACCGUGCCAACCUCACCCCACACUGUGCCAACCUCAACACACACUGUGCAAACCUCACCUUACAUUGUGCCAACCUCACCCCACACCAUGCCAACCUCACCCCACACUGUGCAAACCUCACCCCACACUGUGCCAAACUCA
This is a messenger RNA of Rana temporaria (common frog), 1814 nucleotides long. RefSeq lists its product as uncharacterized. The transcript is spliced from 8 exons. Bases 468 to 1538 code for a protein of 356 amino acids. Gene Ontology annotation, biological process: amino acid transport. The record is from RefSeq and is a predicted model, not a curated record. NCBI's taxonomy places the organism in Eukaryota, Metazoa, Chordata, Amphibia, Anura, Ranidae.